This is a messenger RNA of Pyrenophora tritici-repentis Pt-1C-BFP, 450 nucleotides long. NCBI's taxonomy places the organism in Eukaryota, Fungi, Ascomycota, Dothideomycetes, Pleosporales, Pleosporaceae. The record is from RefSeq and is a predicted model, not a curated record.
AUGGAUUUUUGCAAAACCCCAAUUGUUCCUGACCCCCCACCCCAGGAGUUCAAUGCACGGACAGCUCAAUACAUCGCCGGCACGCCCAUACCUGCGCGCAUAACAGUGCGCCCAGACCGCUCCUUCCACUUCCAGCUACGCACACCACCAACAGCUACACUCCUCCUCAGCGCCGCGGGUGUAUUGCCUACAAAGAACAAGAUACGAGGUGCGGGCAAUGUGCCCGGACCGAUGAACAAUCAUGAUGGGCAAAAGGGCAAAACGUCGACGAGUAGUCCGACGGUGGGGAAUGCGAUAAAAGGGACUGUGGGCACGGUGAGCUUGAAACAUGUGUAUGAGAUUGCCAAGAUCAAGCAUAGUGAGACGAGGUUGAGUGGGCUGAGUUUGGAGGGGAUUGCGAGGAGUGUGGUGGGGCAGGCGGGUAGCUUGGGUGUGGUGGUUGUGCCAUAG